Messenger RNA from Triticum urartu, 829 nucleotides. The record is from RefSeq and is a predicted model, not a curated record. NCBI's taxonomy places the organism in Eukaryota, Viridiplantae, Streptophyta, Magnoliopsida, Poales, Poaceae.
CCAUGAGACCCAUGCCAAGGCCGUGAUCACUACUUUCUGGAAAUUCUAUCGAGUUCUUCCGGAGCACAGGGCUAGAGCGGACCAGAUCGUGCUGCGCCAAUGCAAGAAGAAGGCCCGCCAGAUGCAGUACGAGGUGCGCUAUGUGGCCAUCUCCACAUACUACCACGACUAUCUUGGUGUGAAGAUGACCAAGGAAGAAGCGCGGAGGAUGGGCAUUACCUUGGAGAGGCCCGAGUUCUUGGCGGUGUGUCCAAAUUGGUGUUAUGGAAAAGACGAGUCCUGGGCGGCAUUGGUGGAUCUUUGGUGUGAUGAGGCUGGAGCCUGGGCGGCUAUGAGAACCCAAAAUAAGGCUAACCGAGGGACGGAGGGAGUACAUGCUCAGGGAAACCGAAACCACUAUCUCCACAAGGCAGUUAAUGAGGAGAAACUGAAGCGGCCGCUCUCACACAUGCAGGCGUGGGAGAUCGCCCAUACGCGGAAGGACCCCAAGCCUGGCGAGCCCAAGUACUACGGCAAGAAGACCGAAGGGAGGAAGAAGGCCUACUCCGAAGCGUAUCUGGAGUUACAUCCUGACACACCUGACCCCAUUGCGGCGCCUCUGGAUGAGAUGGCGGUGGUGAGGAUGGGGCCCAAGGAGCACGGUCGGGAUGCGAUUCUCGAUGCUGUGAUCACUCCUAGUAUCUCCUACACACAGCUUCGUCGGAUCGACCCGAGCCUGAGCCAGCGCACGAGCCAGCCAGUGACUAGUACACAGUCCCUCUUUCAGGAGCAACAAUCUGUAAGUAUUUUCCCUCUUAUCUUCAUUUCUCACUUCAUUUUCCGCAUUUAG